AUGGGGAUGGGCAGGAGGAAGCUGGCCCCACUCUGGGGCCUGGCGCUUGCCCUGGCCUGCGCCCGGCACACAGGCCAUGCCCAUGACGGCUCUUCCCAACGCAGCUAUGAGCACCACCCUGACCUCACUCCUGUGCCCUGGGGGUCCGAUGGUGACCCACUCCGCGGGGUGACGACCUUACUGCCCCUGAGGGCCGUCUCCGUGGUCCGAGCCCGGAACCCGGCGCACAGCGGGCGGGUGUGCAGCACCUGGGGCGACUUCCACUACAAGACCUUCGACGGGGACGUCUUCCGCUUCCCCGGCCUCUGCAAUUAUGUGUUCUCCGCGCACUGCGGCGCCGCCUACGAGGACUUCAACAUCCAGCUGCGCCGCGGCCAGGAGUCCAACGGCACCAACGUGACCCUGAGCCGGGUCACCAUGAAGCUCGACGGCCUGGUGGUCGAGCUGACCAAGAGCUCCGUCCUGGUCGACGGCCGCCCGGUCCGGCUGCCCUUCAGCCACUCCGGGGUCCUCAUCCAGCACAGCGGUGGCCACGUGAGGGUGGUGGCCAGGCUGGGCCUGGUCUUCACAUGGAACGAGGACGACAGCCUCCUGCUGGAGCUGGACGCCAAGUAUGCCAACCAGACCUGCGGGCUGUGUGGGGACUUCAACGGCCAGCCGGCGGUCGGCGAGUUCCUCUCCCGCAACACCAAGCUGACGCCCCUGGAGUUCGGGAACCUGCAGAAGUUGGACGGCCCCACGGAGCGGUGCCAGGACCCCACGCCUGCACCCCUGAACUGCUCAACCAGCUUCGGCAUCUGCGAGGAGCUGCUGGGCGGCCCGCUGUUCGCGGGCUGCACGGCCCUGGUGGACGUUGGCAGCUACGUGGACGCCUGCCGCCAGGACCUCUGCCUCUGCGCACGCGCCGACCCGCUCAGCUGCAUGUGCGACACCCUGGCGGAGUACUCGCGGCAGUGCGCUCACGCCGGGGGCCAGCCCCAGGACUGGCGGAGCCCUGACCUCUGCCCCCAGACGUGUUCCGACAACAUGCGGUACCACGAGUGCCGCUCGCCCUGCGAGGACACCUGCUCCAACCUGGAGCACUCCCGUGCCUGCGAGGACCACUGCGUCGCCGGCUGCUUCUGCCCCGAGGGGACGGUGCUCGACGACGUCGGGCAGGGCGGCUGCGUCCCCGCGUCCCAGUGCGCCUGCACGUACAACAGGGCCACCUACGCUCCAGGCGCCGUCUACACCACCGACUGCGCCAACUGCACCUGCUCCGGAGGCCGCUGGAGCUGCCGGGAGGUUCCGUGCCCGGGCACCUGCUCCGUGCUCGGCGGCGCCCACUUCUCCACAUUCGACGAGAAGCAGUACACGGUGCACGGGGACUGCAGCUACGUGCUGGCCAAGUCCUGCAACAGCACCGCCUUCACCGUGCUGGCCGAGCUGCGCAGGUGCGGGCUGACGGACAGCGAGACCUGCCUGAAGAGCGUGACGCUGAGCCUGGACGGGGCGCACACGGCGGUCGUGGUGACGGCCAGCGGGAAGGUGUUCGUGAACCAGAUCUACACGCAGCUGCCGGUCUCUGCAGCCAACGUCACCGUCUUCAGACCCUCCACCUUCUUCAUCAUCGCGCAGACCAGCCUGGGGCUGCAGCUGGAGAUACAGCUGGUGCCUGCCAUGCAGCUGUUCGUGCGGCUGGCGCCCGAGCUCCGCGGGCUGACCUGCGGCCUCUGCGGGAACUUCAACCAGAACCAGGCGGACGACUUCACGGCCCUCAGCGGGGUGGUGGAGGGCACGGCCGCGGCCUUCGCCAACACCUGGAAGACCCAGGCCGCCUGCCCCAACGUCAGGAACAGCUUCGAGGACCCCUGCUCCCUGAGCGUGGAGAACGAGAAGUACGCCCAGCACUGGUGCUCGCGGCUGACUGACACCCACGGCCCCUUCGCUCAGUGCCACGCUGCCGUGAGCCCGGACACCUACUACUCGAACUGCAUGUUCGACACGUGCAACUGCGAGAAGAGCGAGGACUGCAUGUGCGCCGCCCUGUCCUCCUACGUGCGCGCCUGCGCCGCCAAGGACGUGCUGCUCCGCGGCUGGAGGGACGGCGUCUGUGCGAAGCCCACGACCACCUGCCCCGAGUCCAUGGCCUACCACUACCACGUCAGCACCUGCCAGCCCACCUGCCGUGCUCUGAGCGAGGGGGACGUCACCUGCCACGUCCCCUUCGUGCCCGUGGACGGCUGCACCUGCGCCGAGGGCACCUUCCUGGACGACGCGGGCAAGUGUGUGCCGGCCGCCAGCUGUCCCUGCUACCACAGGGGCUCCGUGGUCCCCAGCGGGGAGUCGGUGCACGACAGCGGGGCUGUCUGCACGUGCACGCGGGGGACGCUGAGCUGCAUCGGGGGCUCCGCCCCCACGCCAGUGUGCGCCGAGCCCAUGGUCUACUUUGACUGCCGCAACGCCACGCCUGGGGCCGCUGGGGCCGGCUGCCAGAAGAGCUGCGACACCCUGGACAUGGCCUGCUAUAGCCCCCAGUGCGUGCCCGGCUGCGUGUGCCCCGACGGGCUGGUGGCGGACGGCGAGGGCGGCUGCAUUGCGGUGGAGGACUGCCCCUGCGUGCACAACGAGGCCAGCUACCAGGCCGGCCAGACCAUCCGCGUGGGCUGCAACAACUGCACCUGCGACAAAAGGCUGUGGCGGUGCACGGACGACCCCUGCCUGGCCACCUGCACCGUGUACGGGGACGGCCACUACCUCACGUUCGAUGGGCAGCGCUACAGUUUCAGCGGCGACUGCGAGUACACGCUGGUGCAGGGCAGGGUCUGCGGCCUGUGCGGGAACUUCGACGACAACGCCAUCAACGACUUCACCACGCGGAGCCAGUCCGUGGCGGGAAACGCCCUGGAGUUCGGGAACAGCUGGAAGUUCUCCCCGAACUGCCCGGACGCUCCGGCGCCCAAGGACCCCUGCACCGCCAACCCGUACCGCAAGUCCUGGGCGCAGAAGCAGUGCAGCAUCAUCAACGGCGCCACCUUCGCCGCCUGCCAUGCCCACGUGGAGCCGGACAAGUACUACGAGGCCUGUGUGAGCGACGCGUGCGCCUGCGACUCGGGGGGCGACUGCGAGUGUUUCUGCACGGCCGUGGCCGCCUACGCCCAGGCCUGCCACCAAGUGGGCCUCUGCGUGUCCUGGAGGACCCCGGACGUCUGCCCGCUCUUCUGCGACUACUACAACCCCGAGGGGCUGUGCGAGUGGCACUACCAGCCCUGCGGGGCCCCCUGCAUGCGCACCUGCCGGAACCCGCGCGGAGACUGCCCGCACGACGUCCGCGGCCUCGAAGGCUGCUACCCGAGCUGCCCGGCGGAGGCUCCCAUCUUUGACGAGGACGAGAUGCAGUGUGUGGCCGAGUGCCCGGCCCCGCCCCAGCCACCACCCUGCCGCGUCCACGGGAAGUCGUACGAGCCCGGAGCGCCAGUGCCCUCAGACAAGAACUGCCACUCCUGCGUCUGCAGCGCGAGCGGCGUGCAGUGCAGCUACAACGCCAGUGCCUGCAUCUGCACCUACGACAGGCGGCACUUCCGUCCCGGCGACAUCAUCUACCACACAACGGACGGCAUGGGCGGGUGCAUCUCCGCCCACUGCGGGGCCAACGGCACCAUCGACAGGAGGGUCUAUGGCUGCAGCUCCAGCAGCGCCCCGCCCCCGACCACCUUCUCCUUCUCCACGCUCCCACGGGUCGUGAGCUCAACGCCAACCGCCAGCACCAGCCCCAGUCCUGCCCCGAGCACGGCGCACGCUGGUCCCCUGAGCAGUACCCAGUCCAUAGCCACGGGCACAUCAUCCAGGAUGGCACCUUCCUCAGCCUCUGUGCCACCCCACCAUCGCUGCGGGGAGGAGUGCCUGUGGUCACCGUGGCUGGACGUCAGCCGUCCUGGACGGGGCAUCGACAGCGGAGACUUCGACACGCUGGACAACCUCCGCGCCCAUGGGCACCAGGUGUGCCGAGCGCCCAGGGAGGUGCAGUGCCGGGCGGAGGACGCCCCCGAGGUGCCGCUGCACGUCCUGGGGCAGCGGGUGGACUGCAGCCUGGCGCGGGGGCUGACCUGUCACAACAGGGACCAGGCAUCCGGGCUCUGUGACAACUACCAGAUCAGGGUCUUGUGCUGCACGCCCCUGGCCUGCCCCACCUCCCACGGCCCCACCCAGACCACACCCCCGGCGGCCUCCAGGACAGCUGCAACCCAGGCCCCGGGCUCCCCUGCCCCCAGCAACACAACCGGCCCGGCCACGCUCUCCACGGCUGCCACAGCAGCGACCACAGCCAGCUCCAUGCCUGCCCCGGGCACCAGCACACCCUCGAGAACAGCCGUCCUGACCUCCAGCCUGACACCGGGGCUCACAGCCCUAACAACACCUUCUGGGUCACCCGUGGUCCCUGGGACCUCAGGGGCCACGAGUGAGCCGCCCUCCCCUGAGCCCAGCAAGGCCUGCCAUCGGGAGGUCUGCAGCUGGACCCAGUGGAUUGACGGCAGCUACCCUGGCCCCGGACGCAACAGUGGAGAUUUUGACACUUUCCAGAAUUUGAGAAAAAAAGGAUACAAAUUCUGCGACAGGCCCAGGAGCGUGGAGUGCAGGGCGGAGAGCUUCCCGGACACGCCCCUGGCGGAGCUCGGCCAGAACGUGACCUGCAACGCCAGGGAGGGGCUGCUCUGCCUGAACAAAGACCAGCUGCCACCCAUCUGCUACAACUACGAGAUCCGCAUCCAGUGCUGCCGGCUGGAGGACGUGUGCACCCACGGGACCACCGUGCCCGGGACCUCGGCCACUGCAUGGGCCACGUCACGUGAAACCAGUGCCCAAACGCAGACAACGGUGUCAACAGCAGUCCCCUCGACCCCCACAGAGCACACGGCAGUGAGCUCCGCAAUGGUGCCCACGCCAGCCAGGACCAGGCACAGCACCCACGCGGUGACUGCACCCGUGACCAGGGACUGCCAGCCCCGGUGCGCGUGGACCAAGUGGUUCGACGUGGACUAUCCGGCCCCCGGGCCCCACGGUGGAGACGUCGAAACCUACAACCACAUCAUCAGCAGAGGGGAGAGGAUCUGCCACCGGCCCGAGGACAUCGCCAAGCUCGAGUGCCGUGCAGAGAACCAUCCCGACGUGGGCCUCGAGAGCCUGGGCCAGGUGGUGCAGUGCAGCCGCGACGUGGGCCUGGUGUGCAGGAACCGGGACCAAGCGGGAGCCCACAAGCUGUGCCUCAACUACCAGGUGCGCGUGCUGUGCUGCCGGACGCCUGACGGCUGCCCCCUGACCACCGUCCCUGUCACAGUGCUCAGCACUCCAAGUGACCGGCUGUAUCCCGCAGGAUCCGUCAUCUACCGCCAGACGGACCUCGCGGGCCACUGCUACUACGCCCUGUGCAGCUGGGACUGCCAGGUGGUCAGAGGGGCUGACAGUGCCUGUCCCUCCACCACGCCGCCCCCUUCCCCGAAAGGGGAGACCUGGGCUAUGGCCAACUGCUCCCAGGCCACCUGCGAGGGGAACAACGUCAUCUCCCUGCGCCCGCGCCAGUGCCCGAAGGUGGAGGAGCCCACCUGCGCCAACGGCUACCCGGCCCUGAAGGUGGCUGACCGGGACGGCUGCUGCACGCACUACCAGUGCCAGUGUGUGUGCAGCGGCUGGGGAGACCCGCACUACAUCACCUUCGACGGCACCUACUACACGUUCCUGGACAACUGCACGUAUGUGCUGGUGCAGCAGAUCAAGCCGGUGCACGGCCACUUCCGCGUGCUCAUCGACAACUACUUCUGCGACGCGGAGGACGGGCUCUCCUGCCCCAAGUCCAUCAUCGUUGAGCACGGGCGGGACCGUGUGGUGCUGACGCGCACGCCCGUCGACGGGGUGCCGACCAACAAGAUCAUCUUCAACAACGAGGUGGUGAGCCCCGGCUUCCAGAAGAACGGCAUCGUGGUCUCCCGGGUCGGCAUAAAGAUGUAUGUGACCAUCCCCGAGAUCGGCCUGCAGGUCAUGUUCAGCGGUCUCAUCUUCUCCGUGGAGGUGCCGUUCAGCAAGUUCGCCAACAACACCGAGGGGCAGUGCGGCACCUGCACCAAUGACCAGAAGGACGACUGCCGCUUGCCCGGGGGGGCUGUGGCCACCUCCUGCUCUAAGAUGUCCGGCCUCUGGAACGUGACCGACCCGGACCAGCCGUCCUGCCACGGGCCUCGCCAGGCGCCCACCACCGUGGGGCCCACCACCGUGGGGCCCACAUCCCCGUCUGCCGUGUGCCCGGUGUCCCCAAUCUGCCAGCUGAUUCUGAGCAAGGUCUUCGAGCCGUGCCACGCCGUGAUCCCCCCGUGGCAGUUCUACGAGGGCUGCGCCUUCGACCACUGCCACAUGACGGACCCGGAGGUGGUGUGCUCCGGCCUGGAGCUGUACGCGUCGCUGUGCGCGUCCUACGGCGUGUGCAUUGACUGGAGGAGCCAGACCAACCACACGUGCUCACUCACCUGCCCGGACGACCAGGUGUACCAGCCCUGUGGCCCGGCCGACCCCACCUACUGCCACGGGAACAACAACGCCAGCCUCGUGGUCCUGCCGGUCGCUGGGGCCAUCACGGAAGGCUGCUUCUGUCCCAAGGACAUGAUGUUCUUCAGCGCCAGCACCCAGGCCUGUGUGCCCGUGGGCUGCCCCAGGUGCCUGGGGCCCCGCGGAGAGGCCAUGGAGCCUGGCCAAACAGUCAGCGUCGACUGCCAGGAGUGCACCUGUGACGGGGCCGCCUGGACUGUGACCUGCCGGACGAAGCCCUGUCCACCGCCCCCCGCCUGCCCCCUGCCCGGCCUGGUGCCUGUGCCUGCGGCCCCUGGGGCCGGCCAGUGCUGCCCUCAGUACAGCUGCGCCUGCAACGCCAGCCACUGCCCCGGGCCCAUGGAGUGUCCCCACGGCUCCCGCUGGGUCCUGACCCACGAGGAGGGGGCCUGCUGCCCAACCCAGAACUGCAACUGGACGGUUUGCAGCGUCAACGGGACUCUGUACCAGCCCGGUGCGGUGGUGUCCUCCAAACUGUGCGAAACCUGCAGGUGUGAGGUGGCCGGUGGCCCCCAGGCAGACACGCCUGUGGUUCUCUGUGAGACCCAGAUCUGCGACACCCACUGCCCCACGGGCUUCGAGUACCAGGCACGGAGCGGGCAGUGCUGUGGCACCUGCGUGCAGGUGGCCUGCGUCACCAACACCAGUGGCAGCACCACCCACCUCUUCUAUCCUGGGGAGACCUGGUCAGACCCCGGGAACCGCUGCGUGACCCACGAGUGUGAGAGGAGCCAGGACGGGCUGGUGGUGGUGACCACACGGAAGGCGUGUCCCCGCCUCAGCUGUGCUCUGCACCAGGCCCAGCUGGGCGAGGACGGCUGCUGCCUCUUCUGUCCCCCACCCCUGCCCGGGUCGACCUGCGCAGUGCACCACGAGCAGCAGCUCAUCCAGCAGCACAAUUGCAGCUCCGCGGAGCCGGUGCGCCUGGCCUACUGCCAGGGCAACUGUGGGGACACCGCCUCCCUGUGCCCGCUCGUGUGUCUGCCCCCACCCCGCGUCAGCCCCAGAGGGAGUCCUCGCACCCUCGUGCAUGAGAGCCGGUGUCACGCGCUGGCCUCCGGCAGAGGGGGUGGGGACAAGGCCACGGAGCCCGCGUGGUGCCCGGCGCUGAGCGGCCCUGCCCACAGGUACUCGCUGGAGGCCAACGCGCUGCAGCACAAGUGCAGGUGCUGCCAGGAGCUGCGCACCUCGCUGAGGAACGUGACCCUGCACUGCGCCGACGGCUCCCGCCGGGCCUUCAGCUACACCGUGGUGGAGGAGUGCGGCUGCGUGGGCCAGCACUGCCCCUCGCCAGGUGACACCAGCCACUCGGGGGAGCACGAGCGGAGCGAGGAGGAACACAGCCAGGAGACAGGCGGCCGGAGCCGGCGAGCAGGGGCCCAGGCGCCCCCUGCCCACUGA
This is a messenger RNA of Propithecus coquereli (Coquerel's sifaka), 7974 nucleotides long. RefSeq names its product mucin 5AC, oligomeric mucus/gel-forming (gene MUC5AC). The record is from RefSeq and is a predicted model, not a curated record. Gene Ontology annotation, molecular function: protein binding. The coding region runs from base 1 to 7974 and encodes 2657 amino acids. NCBI's taxonomy places the organism in Eukaryota, Metazoa, Chordata, Mammalia, Primates, Indriidae. The transcript has 48 exons. Gene Ontology annotation, cellular component: extracellular matrix.